Fundulus heteroclitus (mummichog) is the source of this 1085-nucleotide messenger RNA. RefSeq lists its product as uncharacterized. NCBI's taxonomy places the organism in Eukaryota, Metazoa, Chordata, Actinopteri, Cyprinodontiformes, Fundulidae. The record is from RefSeq and is a predicted model, not a curated record. The transcript has 3 exons. Bases 153 to 1085 code for a protein of 310 amino acids.
UGAUCUUGGCAUUGGCACUGAUCUGUCCCACCGGUACACCUGCUCAUCUCCACCGUGUCUGCAAUUAGUCCUCAUUGGUUUCAUCUGUUUUCACCUCCUUAUAAUCCCUGUGCAGAUCAGAUGCCAGUGCCAGAUUGUCUCAAGCAAAUCGUAUGAGCAUUCCAGCGUUCUCGUCCCUGUCUGCCUGUUUCCUGACCCCUGUGUUUCUUCUGAGCCUACCCGUGAACGAACUUGGACUGGACCCGGACUCUCCCUGUUGGACCUCCCUUCUGUACCGCCGCCGGAUAAUUGCCCUCUGUGUACUGGACCUGGACUCCCCCGGAUUACGCCUCUGGAAAAGCCCCUGUCGGAUCCCUGCCUGUUCGCCCGCUACCCUCCACUCCCGGAUCAGUUCGCUUGGGUUUCUGCCGGCUCUCCGGACCCAGCUACCCCAACUUCAGGGGCUAACCACACUAAGCGCGAGCUACUGCGCGUGGAGAGGGCGAGUCCACUUCCUGCUUGUAAAUAAAAACAUUGAAAACGCCACUGACCUGUGUCGGCUGAAAUCAGAGUCCUGCUCCCGCACAUUACAGGACAAUCUGGCCAGAAAGAUGGACUCUUUGCCAGAUACAGAGUGGCGAACGGGGGUGGAAAAGUCUAUUUCGCAGCUUGAGGCUGGUGUCGCCGAGAUCCUAGGUCAUCUCCGCAGCCAAGAGGCUCCCGCACUUCCGCAAACAUCCGCCUCCGUCACCACGUCACGUGUGAUGACGUCGACGUUGCCUGAGCCGCGUCUAACUCCCCCCGAGCCUUUUGGGGGCAACCCAGAUCAGUGCAGAGCGUUUUUAACUCAAUGUGAAAUCCACUUUGAGUUACAACCAUCUUCCUAUCCCACGGAUCGCUCUAAAGUUGCUUUUGUUAUCUCCCUGCUGACCGGCAAAGCUAAAUUAUGGGGGGACUCUCAAGGAGUUGGAAGAUCUUACCACACGAGUCGACCUCAGACUAAUGGAACGGCGAAGGGAUCGUCGUCCGGCGCCUUCAUCCCGCCUCUGGACUCCUUCAUCCGCCUCUGCUGCACCGUUGACCCCGCAUGCUUCAGCGGAUCCUGA